Passer domesticus (house sparrow) is the source of this 976-nucleotide messenger RNA. Its product is annotated as protein FAM240B-like. The transcript has 8 exons. Bases 425 to 910 code for a protein of 161 amino acids. NCBI's taxonomy places the organism in Eukaryota, Metazoa, Chordata, Aves, Passeriformes, Passeridae. The record is from RefSeq and is a predicted model, not a curated record.
GUCACAAUCAAUGGAGGUUCCACAAGUGAAGAAAGAGAAAUCCUGAAGAAAACAAGAGAAGAUGAGGCAUUAUCAGCUGCCAUUGCAUCAAUCCAGAACAAGAAGGAUGUGAAUACUAUGUACACAGUGAAUACCAAAGGAAGUUACCCCAAACACAUGAUUCUUCUGUGGUCUCUGCAAAGACGUUAAGCAGGUGCUUACUAGAACUUUUGCAUACUAGAGAUGAGAGCUGCUAUCCAAGAUGUUUCUGAGAAACGCUGUAGCUCCUAGGUUUUGCACAGGUUUUUUGUGCUGUAAAGGAUACCGGAGAAAAACUAAAUAAGUAAACAAGAACUACAGAAAGCAUCCAUCUAAUGGCUGCUGCUUUUGUUACUUGGGGUCUGAAAAAUUACAACAAAGAAAGCCUUGAUAUGAUGAAGGAUUUAUGUUACCCACACUUCAAAUAAAAAGUACCGAGGGAUGCAUUUCAUUACUGCCCUGUGACACUGGAGAAGCCACGGCUGCAGUGGUAAUAUUCCUCAUUUGUGUCACACAGAGAAUUUAUUUGCAAGAAGAGUCCUGCUCCAAAGGUCUGGAGGAGACUGAGGAUAGAACUCAUUGCAGUUACAACUUCUUCAGGAGUGGAGAAGGAGGGACAGACACUGAUCUCUUCACGCUUAUGACCAGUGACAGGACACAAGAGAAUGAGAAAAUGAAUAGCCAAUACAUGCGUCAUGAAGUGCGGGGUUGUGAAACCAGCGACCUGAGGAACUUCUGGGAAAAGACCAUUGAACAACAAACUCAGUAUCUGCAAAAUGAAAAAGAACGUCAGCGAAGAAGUGCUCUGACAAAGCUCAGAAAUGAAUGGAUGGAGAGGCUGGAAAAACGGAUAAAGAUGUUGAGGACUCAAUCUGAAGACUCAUCCAGCUGAAGAGUCCACACUCAUGACAAGUUUUGGGGAAAAUAAAUCUGUUUUGUAGGAAAGCGUGAUGUAAAA